Apis dorsata (giant honeybee) is the source of this 944-nucleotide messenger RNA. It is a transcript of the gene FRG1, whose product is annotated as protein FRG1 homolog. Bases 59 to 835 code for a protein of 258 amino acids. The record is from RefSeq and is a predicted model, not a curated record. NCBI's taxonomy places the organism in Eukaryota, Metazoa, Arthropoda, Insecta, Hymenoptera, Apidae. Gene Ontology annotation, cellular component: nucleolus; striated muscle dense body; catalytic step 2 spliceosome. Gene Ontology annotation, molecular function: actin filament binding. The transcript is spliced from 5 exons.
UCGAAACUACAAAAUUAUUAAUAAGCUUAAAUUACAUUCAAAUAAAAAAAACACAAAAAUGUCAGAAUAUGAUAAAGUGAGAUCUGGAAAACUUGUUUUGAAGGGUGAAAAAAAAAGAACAAAAAAACGAAAAUUGAAAAAACAGGAGAAAGAAUAUGUUAUUACUUCAGAAGAUAAAGAUACUAUAAUUCAUGGUGGUUGGUGGAAAACUACACAAGUAUCAGAAGUCACAGGAACUGUAGCAAUUGAAUUUGGAAAUCAUAUCUAUAUGAAAGCUUUAGAUAAUGGAUUAUUUACUUUAGGUGCACCUCAUAAUGAAGGUGAAGGACCUUCACCAGAAGAGAUUUUAACAGCUUUUCCAAUAGGUGAAACAAAAGUUGCAUUGAAAUCUGGUUAUGGAAAAUAUUUAGGUGUUGAUAAAAAAGGUAUUGUUGUUGGAAGAAGUGAUGCAGUAGGUAUGAUUGAACAAUGGGAACCAAUAUUUCAGGAUAACAAACUUGCUAUUUUGAAUAGCAACAAUUGUUUCAUGUCAGUUACAGAUGAAGAUGAUAUUAUUUGUCAAAGUAGGACUGCUGGAUCUUCUGAAUUUUGUACUGUAAGAAGUAUAACACAAAAGACACAUGAUCCAAACAAAGAUAUUCCAAAAGAGGAACAGGGUUCUCUUCAUGAUGUUGAAGUGAAUUAUGUAAAGAAGUUUCAGAAGUUCCAAGACAAAAAAUUAAAAAUAAGUAAAGAGGAUAAUUCUAAAUUAGAAAAAGCAAAACGAGAAGGAAAUUUGCAUGAAGCUUUAUUAGAUAGAAGAAGCAAAAUGAAAGCAGAUCGAUAUUGUAAAUAAUUUUUGUAUAUUAUUAUAUUAUAUAUGAUAAUAUGUAUCUUAUAAUUAAUUAUCAUUUCAUAAAAUGUAUGUUUAUUAAAAAUAUAAAAAAAUGAUUAUAAACUAUAAA